Molecule: messenger RNA, 2606 nt
Organism: Propithecus coquereli (Coquerel's sifaka)
Lineage: Eukaryota; Metazoa; Chordata; Mammalia; Primates; Indriidae
Gene: SMYD5
Product: SMYD family member 5
Exons: 13
Coding region: 40-1290 (416 amino acids)
Molecular function (GO): protein binding; histone H4K20 methyltransferase activity
Source: RefSeq, a predicted model, not a curated record
AGUCGGGGUCAAGGGUCAGAAGGCGGAGGCGCGCCCAAGAUGGCGGCCUCCAUGUGCGACGUGUUCUCCUUUUGCGUGGGCGUGGCGGGCAGUGCCCGGGUCUCAGUGGAAGUCCGUUUCGUGAGCAGCGCCAAGGGAAAGGGGCUGUUCGCCACACAGUUGAUCCGGAAAGGGGAGACUAUCUUCGUAGAACGGCCCCUGGUGGCUGCGCAAUUUCUCUGGAAUGCACUUUAUCGCUACCGAGCCUGUGACCACUGCCUUCGGGCACUGGAGAAGGCUGAGGAGAAUGCCCAGAGGCUGACUGGGAAACCAGGCCAGGUUCUGCCUCACCCAGAGCUGUGCACUGUGCAUAAGGACCUCCACCAGAACUGUCCCCACUGCCAGGUGAUGUACUGCAGUGCAGAAUGUCGGCUGGCAGCUGCUGAGCAAUACCACCAGGUUCUGUGCCCUGGCCCCUCCCAGGAUGACCCCCUGCAUCCUCUCAAUAAGCUGCAGGAGGCAUGGAGGAGUGUUCAUUACCCCCCUGAGACAGCAAGCAUCAUGCUGAUGGCCCGGAUGGUGGCCACAGUGAAGCAGGCUAAGGAUAAGGACCGUUGGAUCAGGCUCUUCUCCCAGUUCUGUAACAAAACUGCCAAUGAGGAGGAGGAAAUUGUCCACAAACUCCUGGGGGACAAAUUCAAGAGCCAACUGGACCUUCUGCGGAGACUCUUCACUGAGGCCCUUUAUGAGGAAGCACUCAGCCAGUGGUUCACUCCAGAUGGAUUCCGAUCUCUCUUUGCUCUCGUUGGGACCAAUGGCCAAGGAAUUGGGACUAGCUCCCUGAGCCAGUGGGUCCAUGCCUGUGACGCUCUGGAGCUGAAGCCUCAGGACCGCGAGCAGCUGGAUGCUUUCAUUGACCAGCUGUACAAGGACAUCGAGGCAGCAACCGGCGAGUUUCUUAACUGUGAAGGAUCUGGCCUCUUUGUGCUUCAGAGCUGCUGCAACCACAGCUGUGUCCCCAAUGCAGAGACCUCCUUCCCAGAAAACAACUUCCUUUUGCAUGUCACCGCCCUGGAGGAUAUUAAGCCAGGAGAGGAAAUUUGUAUCAGCUACUUAGACUGCUGUCAGCGGGAACGCAGCCGCCACAGCCGCCACAAGAUCCUCAGGGAGAACUAUCUGUUUAUCUGUUCCUGUCCCAAAUGCCUGGCAGAGGCCGAUGAACCCAAUGUGACCUCAGAGGAGGAAGAGGAAGAAGAAGAGGAAGGAGAGCCGGAAGAUGCAGAGCUAGGGGAUGAGAUGACUGAUGUGUGAUGUUGCCCUACCCGGAAGGAGCUCUGCCCCAGACCCUGCUGUGAAAGGGGGCCCUUCCCCAAGAGAAGAGGCUUGGAAAGAACUCCUCACUCCCAUUGCCUGCUUUCCCCUGUUCCAGCUCUCCCUGCCAGAGGGUAGGAUAGAGGCUGGACCCUAGGCCCCCAACCCCCACCAGACCUCAUGCCCUAUACACUGCUGCUGAGUUGGCUUAUGCUCUGCAUUGUCACUGAGCCUUUCAGAACCAGCCUCCCCCUGAGCUCACUCCACUCUAGGGUUGGAGGGGCUGGAACCCAGGUCAGAGCCUAACAGUGUUUCCUCCCCUUGGCCCUAUAGCCCACAUUCACCCAUCCACCUGAGGCUUCUCCCCUCUCAACUUGCUAUUGAUUCAUUUUGAGGGGGGUAACAAUAUGGCAAAUUGAGGGACAGAACAAUUUUAUUGAAGCAGAAUAUUCUGCUUCAAUAGUAAGGUGUAGUAAGGUGUCCUCACCUACUUCCGUACCUCCCACCUACCACAGUUGUAGCUUGACCACGAGCCCAGCGAGGAGAGGCAGGCAGAAGGAUCCAGCCUCCUGAGCCCCUUCCUAAGGCUGUCUAGUGGGGAACACUGGAUCAGGGGAAUUACUUCCCCCUUUCCCCCUCCACUCCCACCAUUUGGACAUCUGGGGAAGUGGAGAUUAACCCCUUCCCCAGACUCCAGAAUCUCUGUCCCUUGCCUCUCAGGCCCUGGCACAGUGGCUGGCCCUGUGGGAUAGGAAGAAGCCUCUGCCUUGCUCAGGUGGGGAAUGUGGGGGCUCAUCACCCUUUGUCACACCUUCUUCCCACUGAGCUCUCUAGCAGCAUGGCUGAGACUUGGGGGUUGACAGGACUGUGCUCCUUAAUUGAGGAUGGUCAAGUCUUCCCUGGGGCCAGUUAAAAUGGGUCAGUAAGAGGCUCUCCUGGCCUCAGUCUCCAUCUUUAGGAUCUCCACAGAGGAACACUGAAGUCUUCCAGACAACUAGAGGAGCUAGGCUAGAGGUUAGCCCUGACUGUGUCCCCUCCUUUCUGUGGAUUAGCACCACCCUCCUCUCACUCUUGGUUUGGAUGCUAUGGGAACAACAACCCAUCAUUCUUGGUGCCUUCCUUUCCUGGAGGGGCCUACCACAUCUUGCUGAGGGAUCCCAGGGAGGGCAGGUGCCCACCCCACAGGUCCUUGUCUGGACCAUGGAGCCAGGUGGAACCCGCCUGUCUGGCCCCCUGUUUUUACUCCACAGCAGCCAACACCCCUUCCCACCACAGCCUGCCCACUUUUCUCAAUAAAAUGUGAGUGGUGACAGGCC